Messenger RNA from Vollenhovia emeryi, 465 nucleotides. RefSeq lists its product as uncharacterized. The transcript has a single exon. The coding region runs from base 1 to 465 and encodes 154 amino acids. NCBI's taxonomy places the organism in Eukaryota, Metazoa, Arthropoda, Insecta, Hymenoptera, Formicidae. The record is from RefSeq and is a predicted model, not a curated record.
AUGCAUGAAUAUCGACAGCUUAAUCACAUGCUUCCAGUAGAGGAUACGUCAAGCUCUGUCAAUCGCGUUCAUUAUUAUCUUCCGCAUCACGCAGUUGUUAAGAACACGAGCACGACCACUAGACUGCGCGUUGUAUUUGAUGCUUCUUGUAAGACGGAAACGGGCCGGUCAUUAAAUGACGCAUUGCUCGUUGGUCCCACAAUUCAACAAGACUUGUUCUCGAGUUUGGCUCGUUUUCGUGCAUUUCGUUUCGCAAUGAUCGCUGAUGUCGCAAAAAUGUACAGGCAGGUGCGUAUCGAUCCCUCCCAACGUUGUCUUCAACGCAUUCUUUGGAGGGACGAUCCUCGGCAGGAAUUGAAAGUAUUUGAGCUGGCCACUGUCACCUACGGCACGGCCUCUGCCUCCUUCUUGGCCAUACGCUCUAUGCAGCAAUUGGCACAGGAAGGCGCCGCUCCAUAUCCCUGA